GUCCUGGUGCAUAAAUUUCAUUUCCUUUACCUGCUUUGGAUUCUUGGAAAUUGAUUGAAUCAUGGGUGUUGCCAUUUGAAAACUAUCUGGAGCUCGAAAUCGCGCAGUCAUUUCAGGCAUCGGAGGAGUCUGCGAUGGAGGUAGAGUGGAUUUUGCUAUGCCAUGGGAUGGUGACUCUGGCACUGGUGGUCUCCUUACUCUGCGGUCAAUGGCCCAUCUUCCAGGGCACCAUCGUCGAACGGCUACACUACUUCCUUACGUUCGGCGCCUACGAUUACUUCCUUUUUUGGCUCUAAGUGUACGGAUGCGAUUCUUUCUGUGGAAUAUUACUGCUGCAAUCGGCCCAAUCCAAUCCUGCAGGUACGCAAGCUUGCUGGCAGUUGCCGUUGGAGUUCUGCUCUUUCUAUUGACCAGCUUUUCUGAUCCAGGAAUAAUAAGCGUUGGCAAUGUUUCUCAGCAUCUUUCUUCCUACCCAUAUGAUAAUAUGAUUUAUUCAGAGAAAGAGUGUCCAACGUGCAAAAUUCCAAAACCUGCUAGGACCAAGCACUGCAGCAUUUGUGACCGUUGUGUGGCACGCUUUGACCAUCACUGUGGAUGGAUGGUUCAUAAUCUAACAAACAAUUGCAUUGGGGAGAGAAAUACUCGGUAUUUCAUGGCUUUUCUUUUCUGGCAUUUCCUACUAUGCCUGUAUGGAACAGUUGCCAUUGGUCUGAUUGUUGCGGGAAAACUACAAGAACUGAGAAUUGUACAUAUUCUAACAGUUUAUUAUGGAGUGGAGAAAUCUUUUCUGGGUUUAGCUCCUCAUAUUGCACAGUGGUUGCUGGGAUCCUACAACACUCAAAUACUUAUUAUGGUGUUCCUCUCUAUCGUCGGAAUGCUACUGGCUGGUUUUUUUGGUUACCAUGCAAAGCUCUGCCUCAGCAACACUACCACUAACGAGACCUUUAAAUGGCAAGAGUGCAUUAGUCGGCAGAGGAAGCUAAAUGAAGCAGAUUCCUGUGAUGCAUUCCCAAGAGCAAGUACGAGUGGUACGAGCAAAUGGGAAGCCUUUUUCCGAAGAUCAUCUCCUGAUGAAGUGGAUGUUCCGAAGAAUAAUAUUUAUGACAGAGGAUUCAUUCACAAUGUGCAGGAAGUUAUUUUCCCCCAUUCUACAAGACGGUCAUUUAUUGGAACUAAAUCCAAGCCUGGCUAAGACGUAAUCGAUCUUAACAUGCGUCUUGUGACACAUUAAAUUAUUAAAAUUCUUAUUCGCUUGUAGUUAUAGAUUUAUAAUUGUCCCGAAGGUUGUAGUAUUUAUGUAUGAGUAAUAAAUUCUUGGUAAAAUUUUGUAAUGUUAAAUUAGUAAAAGCAUAACUUACAGUAGCCGUAUGACA
This is a messenger RNA of Neltuma alba, 1373 nucleotides long. Its product is annotated as probable protein S-acyltransferase 17. The transcript is spliced from 9 exons. Bases 158 to 1192 code for a protein of 344 amino acids. Gene Ontology annotation, biological process: peptidyl-L-cysteine S-palmitoylation; protein targeting to membrane. Gene Ontology annotation, molecular function: protein-cysteine S-palmitoyltransferase activity. NCBI's taxonomy places the organism in Eukaryota, Viridiplantae, Streptophyta, Magnoliopsida, Fabales, Fabaceae. Gene Ontology annotation, cellular component: Golgi apparatus; endoplasmic reticulum. The record is from RefSeq and is a predicted model, not a curated record.